UGGGUUUUCCAGGGUCUCAGGUUAUCAGUUUCUCGGGCUUACAACGCUUCACGUUUCCAGCAUCAUAGUUUGUCAGUAUUUCUGGUUUCCUGGGCUCCAAUUUUCUAGUGCCCCAGGAUACCAUGGUUUCUCGUUUUGAGUUAUCUGUGGUUUGAAGAAAUUCUGGUUUGUAGUGACGUUGGUUUUCGUGGUCUGCUUCCAGGGUCUCAUUCUACUAGCCCUGGUGUUCUGUUGCGUUAUGUCUGUCCAUUUACAUCUUCCUCGUGUCUGCUUGGAAGUGCGAAAACAGGAUUAAAUUAAAAAGUUGUUGGUGGGAGGGUCUCGUUAUCAAAUUGGCAGGUUAUUCCUGAAAAAAUAAAUCCUGGCUGAUUCCAGUUAUUGGGUGAUUCCGAAGAGUCUGUUCCAUUGUCAUUGUAUUUUGGCGGACUUGUUCUGGAAAAAAUUAUGCCAGAAUCUUUGUCCUUUGCAAUUUCAAAUACUCUUGACUCUCAAAAUAUCUUUGCUUCCGUAACUGCUAGAGAGUCUCCAAAACUAACGUUAUUUGUGUUCCAUGAGAUAGCGCUAAAUUAGUCGUAUUAGUUAUGGCUGCCGAUGAAGUAGAAUUUUGAGUGAUAUACCGCUUCUGUAGUGAAAUUACUGGCGUUGGAAUUCAAAAUGGGUAAUAGACAGCCCUAUACUAACAGCCCUUGUGAAAAUUUCCAUCAGAUUCCAUCUGAGAAUGUGUAGCAAACUUCUGGGAAUUUUAUAUUAAGAUUUAUAAUUUAAAUACAAUUUUGGGUUUUCGUUCUCAACGCUUUUCUUGUACUGUGGUUAAUAACAUAACAUAUUAUGAACAGAUUGUUCAAACAGCUAACCCUAUCUUCUAGUAAGUACCAGUCUUUACAGUUGUCAUUUUCAGUACGGCAAAAUCCGUCACAAUGAUGAAUGAAUUUCUACCUAAGAAAACCAGAAUUAUUAUUAGAAUACAACAAAUUCAGCCUAAUAACACAUUACAGCAUUUACAAUGAAUUUAUGAGAGAGAAAUUCCAUUAAAUCACAGAGAGGAAGGAAGCCGUCUACAAUGGCUACAGUUCAACAACAAACUACCCAGCUUGAAUUUCAUCAAGCUAUGGCAGACUUCAAGACAAUGUUUCCUGACAUGGAUGAUGAAGUGAUAGAGGCUGUGUUACGAGCAAAUCAAGGUGCAGUGGAUGCAACCAUUGACCAGUUACUGGCAAUGACUACAGAUAAUGAAAAUGAGAAAUUGCGUAAUGAGAUGGAACAGAAGGAAACAUUAACUGUAAUACCACCUGUCGGUGCUAGCGCAGAAACAAAGUCACAAGAAACUUCACCAUCCAGAAGUCCACAUCGAUCUCCACAAAUCCAAAAUCCAGAGGUAGCGAUGAGAACAGUCCGAGGAUGGGCACCUCCACUUCUAGGCCCAUUACCGGAUGACUUCUUGAGACUAGCGCCGUCUCCAUGGGGAGUUACUCAAAAGAAGCAGGCCAUGGUGAUAAACCAGCAGCUGUUGCAGCAGAAGUAUGCAGAAAAUCAGCGUGUGCGAGGUGUUCUAUGUGAAGUUGGUGAUCCUGAGCUGGAUCGAUACCUCGAGGAUGAGAGGAUUGCUCUGUUUCUUCAGAACGAAGAGUUCAUGGCAGAGCUGCGGUGGAAUAAAGAUUUUCUCUCAACACUGGAGAAAGAUCAAGCAGAAGAAAGUCCACCUGAAGAGACUCUAGCCUCAUUUCCACUCAGUAAAACAUUAUCUGGCAGCCACGAUGAGGAUGCACUGUUUAAGGAACGCCUUCGUAACAUGGGCAAAAUGUCUCGUAAAAAAUUUGCCCAGCUAGCCCGUGUGUUUACAAGACGUAAGAAAAGGAGCUCUGCUAAGAAUAUUUUGAGCCAAGGGCCAGCACCGUCUCGAGAUAACCUACUGCUCAAUGCCGAGCCAUUGUUAGAUGAUGAUGAUGACGAAGAUGACAAUGUUCCCGACAGUUAUGACACCGUGCGAAGACCUGAACACCGUGAAUAAAAAGUCCAUGCAGUGUGGCUGUUUCUUCGUAAUUACUUCAGAGUGAACUUACGUUACUUCUUUGCAUAAUGUUUUGGACGGUCUGAAUAUACACAUGUAUAUACAUCAUAAAUAAAAUAAUUUAUUGAAGGAAGUUGCAUUCAGGGAGUAGCUGACAAGAUCGACUGUCAUUUGUAUUCUUCAGGCAUCUCAUGUUGCCAGACUUUCAAGAACGAGAAUGAAGUACGCUUAGUUCAAUCACCAGAAUACCUAUAGAUUGGUUAUGUAUGUUGCUGUGUUUCGUUAGCCUGAAAAGUAGUGUUUUGGUAAGUGCCAACAUCUGUAUCUCUUGCUUCCCCAUAUUUUUAUACUUGAGUAUGAUUAUUUUAUUGUGUUUCCUUGAAUUACACAGUGUGAUGUGUACGUAAUUUGUUGUUUCUGUACUGGUGAUAUUUUCAGUCUGAAUGUGGAAUCAAGAUCUGAAUUAUCAUUAGAAUUUUUUGCCUUUAUGGCAAUUGGGAACCUUUUGUCACCAACUCUUUGAUGAUUUUAAUCUACAAAAUGCCUCGAGUCUUUUGUAUGUGACACAGAUGGUAGCAACAUGACUUUCAGAUAUAAUUUUCGUGUCCUGUUAAAUCAGGAUGUUUGUAAUAUUUAGGCAGGUCCAAUAAGGCUGUGUUCCAUGUGUCAGGGAUCAGAGUACAUGGCUGUUACAUCUUUUCUGGUGUAGUAAAUUAUUGUCAAAAUAAGGCUGAAAGUAUACCACUUUUACAAAGAGUUGGUAACAACUUUGAUAUAUAAAUUAACAUCUUGAUAUAGGAUUUGAAGUUUUCAUGGAGGUAUGAGUUUAGGUUUUGGUUUUCUUGGGUUGUUUCAUCGUGUAGUCUUGUGGUUGUAUACCAACAUUUUGGAGGAAAAUGCUGUGUCUCAAAUGUCAGUAUACAACCAUAAAACCAUACAGCAUAACAACCCAGAAUACCACACUCUUAACACCCCGAUAUCUAUCAUACAUAUUUCAUAUUGUAAACGUGAAAGGACUGAUUUCUACAAAUUUCCUGAACUAAUAAAUGCAAGCUGUUAGACCAGCAUAAUAGUUUUUAAACGGCUUGCUACGUUUGUCUAAUGCGUAUUCUGAUUACUUGCAUAUGGGACGUGGCAUAUUAUUUUGGUCGUACAAACACCAGAAGCAUACACUUUGUUUAGUCUCUGCAUCUCAGAAUCCUGUACUUAGAAACUUGACAACUCAGUAUCAAAGAUGAGAUUAACCUUAACAACACUAGUGAAGUUAGACGUGAACUAUAUACUUCUUUCUACUUUUGUGUCUGACGUAGCUGAGUGGGCAGUAAAGACCACAUUGAGUCCAUUAUGUUCAUGCUGUGAAUAAUCAUAACUUAUUUGAAAUUGAUUCUGUAUGCGGAACAUAUUUGUAUUGAAAGAAAACGCUUAUUCUUGAGAGGUUUGUGAAUCUGUUUCAAAAUACAGAUUUCAGAUGAAUCUGUGGUGUCAUCUGUAUGCUAGCUGUUCAUCCAACACUUAAAAUAGGAUAAUACUGAUGAGAUCCAGUUAUAUCAUUUAGCAGUUUUGUUUGAUCACGGUGCAUGCUCUUACCAUGCAGAUGAUUUUGCCAAAGUUGUAGUCUGUGUUCAUUUUGUAUCCAUUUGCAACAAAAUUAGCGAUACACGUGAAGGGCUGGAUGAAAUAUUAAAAAUUACUCUCCAUUAUGAUAUUAGAAUAUUUUCACACUUCCUUUGUGAAUUUUCUAGAGAAAGAAAUAGAAAAUAUAAUUGAUGAGGAAGGCAGUGAUCUUUGCUUGUCGUUACUCGUUACAAAAGUAGGUAUUGUUUAUAUGAAGUAAACUUUAUAAGGUACGGAUUGUUUCUGUGCUGUUUGUAAAUGUAGAUUUUCUUCGAAUAUUGCUAAAUCAUGUCCUGCGGUAUCCCUGUAUUGCAGCACUGUUUUCGUGGCAUUCUAGCUUCCCAUUUUUAAAAAUGGCCGAUUUUUGUUUUCAUCGCCGAAGUCCCACGGCAAAUAUAUAUAACUAGAGAUGAAAUUAUUCGCAGUAGGCCAAAUGUUAUUGUGCACAGACUUAAAAGUUUCUUGGUGGUUCAUACAAACAAGUGAAUGCUCAGUAACCUUUUCCUUACAUAAAUCAAAACAUUAAACUGGAGUAGGGAUAAAUAACUUCAGCAUUUUUAUUUACAAUUCAAAUACAUUUGUUCUUAACAAAUGCAUCUGUUUAUUUGCGUGUCACAUUCUCUUAAAUUUAUGAGGAACUAUUGAACACUUUUAUGUUGUGUGGCAUAAUGCCUAAUAUGUGGUUGUAAUGAGGAACAACAGGUAUAUUUUAUACACAGAAUGAAAGAAAAAGGCAUAAGAUGUUUCUGAAAUGUGUAUAUUAAUUAAUUUAAUAGUAAUUAUUCAUUACUUUUGAAUGGCUCGUGAUGGUUAAAUGUUCAUGCAGAGUGCCAUGCUAUUUAAUGUGUAUAUUCUCAUUAUGAGUUUGCAGAGCAAGGAGUGCUGAUUUUGGUUAUUUUAAUUGUUCUUUGUUAUCAAAUUUGUAUUGUGAUAUUAAUUAUCUUUGUUCAGAAGUAUUAUGCAUAUUAUUUAAAUAUAUAUUCUAAUAUUAUUUUAAUGUUAUGCUAGAUUAUCGGGUCUAAUUUUCAUAAUCGUAUUAAAUAAGAUUUUAUAUUGUUGACUAAUGUCUUCUUACAGGUCAUUGAAAGAAAUCUGAAGAGGUUUGUGUCUUGUACUGUUGUGUUAAAUAUGUUUUCUCACAUCUGUGCAUUCCAGUCUUAAAAUCACACUCAUUAAGGAUGGAGUUAGAGAUAUAUUUUGUUAAAUAGCUAACCAAGAUCUUAUUGAUAUUUCAUAUCAUUUAUUAGUAUGCUGGAUGUUACAAACUAUGCUUGAUGAGUCAACUCUCGGUAAUUAUUGUUAGUGACAACAUAUUAAACAUAUUUCAGUGUGCAGUAUCUCAUGUUUUUGUUGCCAUUGUGAGCAUUAUUGCAUAAUUUUUCUGGAAGUAAUUUUGAAACAGUAGGGUUGAGUUAGAAUGACUGUAGAUAGUCAUAAAGAUUUGAAAACUAAACUUUAUUGCUUUAGAGCUAACUUUGUAAUGUGAUGUAAAUGCUUUUGAAUGUUUCCUGAUGGAGUUAAUAAUUUUGCUGGAAGGUAGUGGCACUGAAUCUGCAUAUAAACAAUGUGUUUAAUCAUCUUAAUGAUAAAUACUUUGAUAUAUUAAUCAAGAGAUCUUGUAAAGCUAUACUUGCUUAUUGACAGAAUUACUUAUGUGGUUUCUGUAGUGAUAACAUUCAUUUCAAGAAAUAUUGAGGUUAUGUUUGUUCAACAUGCUCUGUAUUAUAUUUACAAAUUUUUCAGCAGUUCUAUUGGCUGAUUUCAUGUCUGUGGUAGAAUGAAGGUUAGGGCUGUGCAGUUAGUAAAGUAAUGUUAAGUUACUUUUACUUUAUGACACCAAAACUUUAAUGUAAAGUAAUGUAUUAGGGGCACAGCAUGCUUGCCAUUCAAGAGCAUGGUAUUUUAUUUUAUCUGUUGUAUGUAGCAGUUCUUUGGAUACUUUCCAUGUAACAAAACUUUCAGAUUUUCUACCAUUAUAUUCAGCGUAAAAUAUGAAAAACUUCCCACCUAUUCUGAAGUAAAGAAAUGUAGAGAGACUUACAUACUGGCACUUUGUAAAAGGUAAUUAAAUCUGCAGUAUUUUAUUCAUAAUUUUUUUAAAGAAAACAUUUGUAUCUGUUUAUGUUUCGUCUAUUGUUCCAGCUUUUCUGUUGAAUGAUAAUUAUUUUCUAAAUAUGAUGACAUCUUAAUCCUGACUUUUAAUUAAUUUUUAUGUAAUAAGUCAUCCGUUAACAGUAAUGAAGUCCGACAGAUCAACAGCUGUUCGUAUUUUAUAGCAUCUCUUAAAGGGGAAAGGCUAUUAAAAUCUAUGUGCAGAUACCCAUACCAGAAUCGAGGUGAAAGAACAUGAAUUAUUUUUCUCUCCAGAAAUCAGUAUGUUUAGAUGUGCCGUAUACUAGUACUCUAACUAAAAUCUCAGAAAUUACUUCUCUCAGAUCCCAGGAACCACAUGUAUUAAUGAUGAUAUAUUGAAUGAAUGUAGUUAUUUAUUAUUCAUCCACGUUAUGUAAAAUGGGUUACGCUGUUUUGUGCUGCAAGAUGCUUUAUGUAAUUGAUCCAUAGGCAUAUUGUGUAGGCAGUUUUUCACAGUUGUGUGAACUUUACAAAGUAGGUAAGGUCCUCUUUAUUUAUUUAGGUUCUUCUAAAUUAUAAUCUCAUACUUUCCGGAUAAUAUUUCUUAAUAAUAUCUUAUAUCAGCCAUUUUCUACAUUAACUAUCUGAACAGAGAAGUUUUAAACUGGUUAAGUGAUGCUUGGAAUUCAUACUGAUUCUGUUCUUGCAGAAGGUUUAAACAAACUUUGGGUUGCUAAUAAAGACUGAUAAUUCUAUUGAGUAAUGUGUAGCAGAUAGUUAAAUAGUUUUUAGAAUGAUCGUUAUUGAUUGGUAUACAGUCAUACUCAGAUUUAUGGUACGCUCAGAUACGUAUCUCAAAAAUCAGGAAUUUGACAUCUCUGGGUUCUAGUGUUUGUUGUCUUUUUGAGUUUGCAAGUCCUGCAGAUAUAAAUCUGACGGGCGUUCACUACAGUCACUCACUCACAGGCUGACUGACGCUCUGUGCGGGCGGGAAAAAUUCACGAAUGCGCAUGAAAGUCCCCUACAACCUCCCACCGGAGGACACCUCCCGUGCUUCAUUUGUUUCCGUGGGAAAAAUUAAGGUCCGAUACUCUUUGAACAGACCUCGUAUAUUCAGUUGUAAGAGUGUUACGGUUCAUAAUGUUUUAUCAUAAUCUUUAUUUUCACAAUAUUUAUUGUUUCAGAAGUGCUUAGUAGCAUUUCACUUCUACAACUCAUUUAUUAACAUUCUGUACAUAGUGAAUGGCAUCGUAACUUUACAGUUGCUUCUCUUUUGUGUUUUGGAAAUUACAAAUUAAAAUUUCCAGUUGACCUAGUACCUGAAAGAUCUUUUUCAGAAGACAUUACUACCAUGAAGCUGUGACAGACCAGCAAGCCAGCUGUGUAGUUUGAACCUGUUUUCUUGAAAAACAGCUUAGUGCAUAAAAGAUAAACUGGUUUUUUAGUUUUUAUUGCUGGUCUUUUGGGUUUUAAUGCCAUGUGGAUUUGUAGGUAGAUACCAACCUUUUAGAAAAGCAUCUUCGGCUAUUCUGUUUCUUUGUGGUUUAUUUAACAGUGUCGUCAAUAGCUCAUUCUGUGUAGUGUCGAAUGUUAGAAUGAUUAAUUAAUGUUGAAGUUAACGUAGAAUAUGGAAGGAAGUGGUCAUGGUCUAAUUUAAGGCACUAUCUUACCAUUUUUGUGGAGGGAAUGAGAAAAACCUUGAAAUGAAGAAGAAAUAUGAAAUAGGAAUGCUAACCACUCAGUCGUGACAUUCAUGUCAUGUACAGUGGAGUGAAAUCUGUUACAUUUGACUGGUUGAUACAACUAGUUAGCUAGUUUAUGUUGACACUUUCAUUCCCAAUAAGUUUAAUGAUGUGUUUUGUUACAUGAUGCGUCUAUGAAAACAUUGACACACUAUGCCUAUGUAUUAAUUUUAGUUUUCAUUACUGCUAUUGAUAUGUUAUAUUUUUAUGACAGUCAAGUCCUGUUAUUUGCUACUUAUUUAAAAUACGUUUUCAUAGAAAAUAUGAAUUGUAUACAGUUACAGUAAGUGUUUAUUUCAGGUUUGGGCCCCAGGUGUUUUAAUUUUGAUUCUAAGUACAGAUUAACGUAAGAAUCAUCACAAUGUCUCUACUUUGUUUCAAGGUCAUGCCACAUUUAUAUUCACUGCAGCAGCAAAUCGAAACCAGUAAUUUUCAGUACAGUUACUGUAAUUUUGAAGAAAGAAAUGAAUUAAUCUCUGCCCAAUGCUAACACUUUGUGAAUAGAUUAAAACUAUUUAAAAGUUGUUUUAUUGUGAAGUUACCAUCAGAUAAUAGUUGUAGGAAGAGAGUGCUUGCUUUCUUGUUCAUGUGAAUCAAAUAACUAGUCACUUCCUCUUAUCUAGAUGCUGAUCUUAACUUGGUGAUCUAAUGCUGUCUGUACUUCAUAUUGUGAUUACAUCUUAAAUAUGCAGUUAUGUACUGCGCGAUGUGAUAUGACUCCCGUGGAGCCUGCUGUUUCGUUACUUAUAUUUUUAUUUUACGUUUUUCAGUCAAAUCCCAUACAAUAUGCUUCUCACUAAUAACAGCUUUACAUCAUGCAUGGAACACUGAUGUUCCAAUUUCAUAACAUUUUUAUGGUUUUCUCUUCAGUAUAGUCUUAUUUGAAGUCAACUAUGGCAGCUACUUUAUUUAUUUAAACAUAAAAUAUAUUUCUAAUCCUUUAUCUUUUUAAAAAUCAAUGUUUUGUAAUUAAAAAGUGAAAGCAUUUAACUCUAUCAUAAAUAUUAGGAGAAACUUGGCAAAGUAAAUAUAUUUGUAUUAAUAUUUUUUCAUUGUGUGUCUAGAUUAUUUGUUUAUUGAUUAAUGUCUCAUGUCUCAACUAAUUCAUAUGCUACUGAUUUUUGGUUAGACAAAACUGAGACAUUAAUCAUUGACCGUAAGAAUUAUGUUGAGAAUUGUUCAUAAAUCAUCAAAAGUAACUCUGCUUUUUAUAUUUGUGAGUUUCAUAUGAUUCUCAGUGUAAACAGAUAAUUUCCAUAAACAGCAUUAACCAGUUGAUCUGAUGGAGAUGUGUUGUACUACACUUUUGGGGGGUGUGGACUGAAUUCUUUCACAAAGUUUUUACUGAUUUUGAAUGAAAUAAGAAAGGCUGUUUUGUAUGAACAAAGAUUUGUUUGCUGUUACAUUAUUUUUCUGUAUGUACUCUUCCUCGUGGUUUGAGUCUAAGUGGGACAGGUGUUUUUCUCUUUACUACCAUAUCCAGAAUGGCUUUCAUGCCCAUCCAGUCUUCUCUUCAGUGGUUUCUGAGGAGUACAGCAUUAUGCUGACCAUUCAUCUCCAUCUAGUGCCAUGAUUAAAAAUGCAUGAAGCUUUAUGUCCAGUCCAGUCCAUCAUACAUCUCAGUGGGCUUAAGCACAGAGACAACUUCAUCUUUACGUUUACACGUAGAUUUCUAAACAUCAAACUAUUUAUUAAAUUUGGCUAAAAACUGCAUCAAGUCCUUUUCAUAACUUUACAUGUCAUUCGUUUGAUGCAGAGUAGCUCUGUCAGUGUAGUGUCUCACUACAGAAUUGACAACCAGGGUUCGAUCCCUGGAAGAUGCAAAACAAAUUUCUUCUAGCCUUUGAAUCCAGAUCAGCCCUGGGGCCCACCCGGCCUCCUAUCCAAAAUACUGGGGGUUCUUUCCAAGGGGGUGAAGUGCAGCUGGGGCUUGAUGCUGACCACUCAUGUCCAUGUAGUGCUGAGGUCAAAAAUGAGUAGUUUCUAACCCCCCUCCUCCCCAAAGAGCCUUCAUGGUGUGUAGCGGGACAGUUUUACUUUUCUUAAGCACAGAUACUGUCCACAUAAUAGUGAAAAUCGAAGGAUUGGAGAUACUUUACCAUGUUCCUUGGUCUUCUUUCUUAACAGACACAUAUUAGAGGGAGUUUUUGUUGGAUUAAGCCGUACAUAAGUUUUGAGAUAACUGAUUUGGCAUUCAUUGUCACAUUUGCAGUCAUUAUGUUCACCCGGAGAAAGAAUGUUCAUUUACUUUAAUAGAUCUUAUACAUUGAGACAAUAUAAUCACUAAGUUCCUAACACCGUACUGCAGUAAUUCUAACACUGUUAAGGGUAACUUACAGAGUGCAGGUGAAAAUGCAGCCAUUAGUGCUUUACUGUUUUAUAAUCAUACAUUUCAUAUCCACAACCUUGCAAAUAACAGGCAAACAAUAUCCCAAUAGCUUUGCCCCUUUUCUAGGUUAUGUUCAUAUACAAAUCAUAAAAUUGCAUGUUAAUGUGAGUUGUACAGUAUUUUAAAAUUUAUAAUAUUUAUCAUUUUUUGAGAUCCAAAACUUGAUCUACCACAAUUCAUAAUUUAGAAGUUAAAAUGAUAUUGUUUUUAGUUUCCUUAUGACUAAAUAUAACUUUAUAAUCUGUAAGAUCUGAUAUUGUAGUGAACUGUAUAAACAUCUCGAAAGAUGUAUAAAUAUAAGACCGAGUAAAGGAAAUUAUAAUUGCUUUAUGUUGUUAUCAGAUUAGAAGACAGGCUUAAUUUAAUGUGUUUUUCCCAGACAUGAUCAGUGGAAAUAGCAAUUACUGUAUAAUGUAACAUGAUGUAUUUAUAGAUGUGUAAAAGUAUUCUGCUGCUCCAGUUUUGAAAUUUUACUUACAUCUCCCUUGUGAUUUGGUCUCCAGAUUUGUUUUGGUUAUAUAUAUUUACGUGGCUAGAUUCUAUUUACAUUUUAAUGCCAGCCAGAGACAUUGUUUCAGUAUUUCUUAGCAAGGAAGACCAAUUUCAGUAACUUUGCAUAUCAUAUAGAAUGUCACAUAAUCAUAAAAGUUUUUUUAUGUAGUAUAAUACAUAAAAUUAUAGUAAAGUUUUAUGUUCUGAAAUCUGAUGCUGUGAGUUAUAUAUAUCUUUAACUUGUUGGUGCAUUUUCUUCACUUACAGGUAGAAAUGGAUAGUUUAACGUGUGAGAAACACAUUCAGUUUUAUUUUAGUCUGUGUACUGAUACGCCAGUCACGAGAAACACCAGAGCCAAAAUUUGGUAAAUUUUGGCACAAAUGCGGUGUGCCGUUAUGUUGGAUAUUUUUAAUUACAAAGCAGUUGCUAUGAAAAGCAUGCUACUUAAAGUGCUUUUAUAUGUAGUGUUAUGUAUAUAGUAAAUUAAGUGAGGAUAACAUAUUUAAGUUAAAGAAAAGCAAAAGAUUACCAAGUUGAGCACUUUACUUAUCAUUGUAACUAUAAUUAAUACAUUAAGAUUGUACUCAGAUAUGAAUUAAUUUUUAAGUAUGAACAAGCCAUCACAAUCAACGCGUUCCCUACCUAACCUAUUUGUUUGUGUGCCAUAGAUGCCCAGCCUGUCUAUCAGUUGCAGCUUGUAUUGAAUGGCUGCUUUGUUACAGGCUUUCUGCUACGUGCCAUGUUGGUUGCAAAUUGACUGCAGAAUAAACGUGUACAGUCAUGGAAUUUCGAAUGACAGUAAAAUAGGCAAGAUUUCAGGUUUUCACAGUGGUGAGUAUGAAUAUGGCUGUCUUCUGGAAUGUCUGUGUAGUCUGAUAGAAAUUGACGAUCGGUUCACAGAUGCUUAAUAUCUCCUUCAUCGCCCUGAUGAUGGAGGCUGUAAGCAUGUCUGAAAUGUUGGUCACUUUCUAUUAGACUACAUGGCAUAACGUCCCAGUAAAACAAUUUUGUUGUCCAUAUUUAUAUUCAACACAAAUAAGCAAAUUUUUUAUUUUCAGUAGUCCAAAUUUUGAUGACUGUACCACUCUUGUUGGUAUGUAGAAAACGUGGCUUAUUUUAUAUAAUAUCUGCAUAUGUAGUCCACUGUAUGUUUCGUGAAUGAACUCUCGUGUUUUAAAGUUGAUCACUCUGUCCGUUUAAUUUAAUCCGAGAAAGAAAUAUCAGUGAUCAGUGGGAUGUCAUUAAAGUUUGGUAUACUAAAAAUUGUAAGAGAAAUAAAUUCCACUGAUCUCGUUAUGCAUAAAUUGGCAAGAUGUAUUAAAGUGAAUUGUCGAAUUCUCAAUUGUCUUAUGUACAUACUAAAAGCGUAAUAUUAUUGUACCAUAAUGAUAUAUAAUUCAGAAUGAAAAUAUUGCUGAUGAGUUUGAUAUUAAAUGUAAAGCUACAUUUCUUUAUAUGAAACUGAACUAGAUAUGGUAAGAGAUAUCCAACAUGACAGUAUGUGGUAAGCCUCUAGUGGUAGAAUACUCGGUAAUAAAAUAUUAUGUACUUCUUAGCUAAGUGUCUUACUCAUAUCAUAUAUCAAAUAGAUUGUGAUUCUUGCUGUUCCCACUGUGAUGAUAUAUAAAGGGAACAGAGGAUCACCAACAGGAGGUGAUAAACCUGUGAGAUUGAGUUAUCUGACGUCAUCCACCAGCCAUUGCAACAAGUUUUGAAUCAUUCACAGUUAGUUAUUGGUUAAAGUGAAAACAAUUCACUGCUGUUGGCAAUACUUGGUAAUAUUAAGUUUAAAUUGUAAAAUAAAUAGGCACUUGUCAACAUGUACUGUAUUGUUUUGCAUAAUCAUCAACUCUGAAUUUAAAAAUAAUAUAAAUAUAUAUAUAUAAAUUAUAAUUGAUUGCAUGGACAGAACAUUCUUAUAUAAAAUUUAUACAAACAGUUGUGUUCUUUUGCUUGUGACACUUGCCUCAUGUACAAAAUUACAUGUGUAUUUUACUCUUUUCUUACUCAAGAAUAAAUAAAAAAAUUGAAAGGAGAAGGGAAAUUGUUUAAAUAAUAUGAUAACAUUUUAUGCUUCACUAUAUGAUUCUCAUAUUCUUAAAUAUCAUGGACUACUUAACCUGCAAUAAAAUUUGGAAGACGAAACAUUUAUACAUUUUAUCAUCGUGAAAUAUUGAGGAUUAGACUUAAUUUAAUUGUUUCAUGUUAUGGAGGAAAAUUUAUUUCAAAGUUAAAGCAGUAACAGAAUUGCAAGUGUGGGACUGCCGUAGUUUUCUGCCAGCAGUACGUCAGUUGUGAAGAAUAAAUAUGUCAUCAAUCACUGAUUUCAUUUGUAUGUAAACAAUUUGAACAAAAACAAAUGUUGUCUAGGAAUUAAAUAGUAUUUUUCAUAUAUGUUUAUAUGACUUUUUUGACAUUCACUGAAAAAAAUGAACACAUUUGAAAUAUUUGUUUAACUGUGAUAUUCUUAGCGCAGGAAACGAAACACGUGGGCCGGUGGAACGUCAGUUAGCUGGUUCACGCAGGAAAGCUGAAGACAGGUAGAAAGAGGCAGUCAAAAUUGCCUGUAAUUUGUGCUACAAGCAACCACCUGACCUGACUACAGCUGAUAGAAAUACUUUGUAUCUUAUUACAUGUAUGUAGAGCAGAUAUAUUAUUAUAUAUAUUUGGUAGUUGUGUUACUGUUUUUGUUUCCAUUGUUGUUAUGUAAAUAAAUGUGCAAUAUAAUAAAUAUA
This is a messenger RNA of Zootermopsis nevadensis, 13054 nucleotides long. NCBI's taxonomy places the organism in Eukaryota, Metazoa, Arthropoda, Insecta, Blattodea, Termopsidae. The record is from RefSeq and is a predicted model, not a curated record.